Messenger RNA from Homo sapiens (human), 15540 nucleotides. It is a transcript of the gene GEN1, whose product is annotated as GEN1 structure-specific endonuclease. Gene Ontology annotation, biological process: DNA recombination. Lineage: Eukaryota; Metazoa; Chordata; Mammalia; Primates; Hominidae. Gene Ontology annotation, molecular function: nuclease activity; 5'-flap endonuclease activity; four-way junction DNA binding. The coding region runs from base 5807 to 8533 and encodes 908 amino acids. The record is from RefSeq and is a predicted model, not a curated record. The transcript has 13 exons. Gene Ontology annotation, cellular component: nucleus.
GCUGGAUUCGAAACGCUUCCUGGUGCUCCUGGGCCUGGCGGUUGAGCCCGGGGAGCUAGUCUUUGCUUGGGUAAAGAAAGAGGACUUUCCUUUUUUUUUUUCCUUUUGAGAAAAUUCAGAAAUUUGGAGGCACAGUAGUUAGGAUUCAGGCCAAACUGGUAAAUGACGAAGGGGCUUCUUCCAGAGCCAAGGAGGAAGGGUUGUCCGGGUAAGUCCCGCGGGACGUGGAGAGACGGCGCCGCCCGGGUCCUCCCACUGAUUCCUUUGACCAUCUGGCUUACGGACGAGCUCUUUGUUCGCUGCUCCUCCGAAAACGCCUUCAAUGACUCCCUUUGAAUAAAGUAGGAAGUCCGAACCGAGCCGCCAGGCCGCGACUUGGCCCCUGUUUUCCACUCGCGAGGGCCCUGCGUCACCCCGCCUCGGGAAAGCUGCGCGUUCUCCGGCCGCUUGCGCUUGGCCGAAGCUGCUGGGUCCCGCUGUGCUUCCCCCGGGCAUGCGAUGGGGAUAAUUCCCACGCCUCGCUCAAAGCCAUCCCGGGAGAGCCCUCCCUGGUCCCCAUAGGCACAGUUGGGUGUUCCCUUUUCCGUGUUAACCUUGUAUUUCGGAUAUAGUUCUGUUAUAGUAAUUACUUUAAGGUAUUGUAGUUAUUUACAAUCAGUCUUUCCCCCACGGUAACCUAGAGUGUAAACCCCCUAAAUAAACGUCAGAAGUAAUGAAGUCUUAACUUCCUUGGCUUAGGUUUCAGCGCCCUUCUCAACCCCACACUCCCGCUUCAGUCUUUACACAACCCUUCCCAUGAAUAUGCUGACCUAACAAGUAACCUACUUUUCAUACUCCAAAAUCUUCUCUUCUGUGUGGGGAAAAUAAUGCAUUGACUGCCACCUCACUCCACCUCCAAAUAAAUUGAUGUUGAAAUUCUGGCCUCCGGUAAUGGAAUUCUUUACAUCAAAGUCACUUUUUAUUUCUAAAAGUAAUCACAUAUAUAUUAUAUUCCUACUGUGGCCCUUGCCAUGGAUCAACGAAAAAUAUGACAUAGUCAAAAUAGACCAAAACAUCUGGCCUUGUUGUAACCAAUGGGAAACACGGUUGGGAGGUCCCUACUUACAUGUCACUUGCUUCAGGAACCGUUCCUUGAUUCCUAAGUGGGGGACCUUUUUUCCUAAAUACAACUAUAGCUUGCUUUCUUACCUCUUAAGCCCUUUUUAUCUGCAGUCUCACUUACCCUACUAAGGUCUUUAAAUGCAGGGCUUGAUCUUCCAUUAUUGUAUCUCCAGCACCUAUAAAGCUUUCCUGUUAAAUAGUAGACAUUUAAUAAGUAUUUAUUGAUAAACGUGAAGUAUGCCUCAACGUUUAGGCUAAAUUCAUAUGAAAAUAAAAUUGAAAAAAUAAUUUUAAAGAACAGCAUUAGUUACUGAGAUUAUGUGGUAAAUCCCUUAAAAUAUAAUCUUGCAUUGAAAUAGUUUUCACCAUUUACCAGUCUUUAUAUGAAUAUAUACUCAUCUAAAUGGAAAUUGGGAAAUUUAAGCAUUUUCUGCUUUUCCGAAGUAAAUUUUCUAAUGUUUUUCUUAAAGCUGAACUAAAUUGCAAAACUUGCUUUAAUAAAGUGUGUAUUUUUGCAUCAGUUAAGCCCCUGACCUCUUUAUGUUCUUUAAAUUUGAUUCAUUAGUGAAAUUAACAAGGUUCUGUGUUUUUCUCACCUCAUUCAGUUUUAUAAUUAACCAAUAAAAGCUUAUUAGCUUUUAAGGAAGUUUUAGGAACUUAAAUUGAUUUAUGGGCACCAUAUGGUUACAUCAAAGGACUUGUUUUUGUUUUAACUGGAAGUGGAUUCUUAAGUCCUUUAAGAUGGAAAUUUAUGUUCUUUCUAUUAUACCAAGCAAUACUUUCUGAAAUAGAGUGAUUUUUUUUUAUUCCAUGCUACCAGUUGGUCAUGCAAUUCAAAUAUUAAAUACUAGAUUACAGAUAUUAGAAUCUUGUAAUGCAUCUGGUUUAAUACCUGUCAUUUUGUAGAACGGUUAAAUGUCUUCCCAAGGUCAUACACCUAAUCAGUGGUAUAUUCAAAACCCAAAUCCUAGGCUUCCUAUCUGAAGUCCAUUGCUUAUGAAGUGGUUUGCUAUGUGUUCUGACUUUGUUGAUUCAAAUAAGUAAGCUAAAUCAAUUUAAGCCAUUAAUAGGUUUAUAAAGUUAUUUGCUAUGUGUUGUUCUUACAUCAUUGAUUCAUGUAAGUAGACUUGUGUGACAGCUAAUUCUUAAAAAAUUAUGAAGAUGUUAGACUUCUUUUGAUAUAUAUAUGUUGAUUGUAUGAACAGAUUGACAUCAAUAUACUUAUUCAUUAUAAAAGAUUUGAGUGGGAACUCACCAAAUCCCACACCAAAAAAAUUUAAAAUUUUACCAUAGUAAAAAAAACUAAAAAGCAAGAUGAAAUUAUACAUAGUUCUUGGUGUAGUAUUUUUAAUUUUUAUUAUUUAUUUUUAUAGAAAUGGGGUCUCACCAUUUUGCCAGGCUGUUCUCAAACUCCUGGCCUCAGGUGAUCCGCCUGCCUCGACCUCCCAAAGAGCCAGGAUUAUAGGCAUGAGCUACCAUGCCCGGCUAGUGUAGUAUUUUUAAAUUUUACUUAAUGCUGAGCCAUUUUCAAAUAACCUCAUCACAUUGAUUAUGACCUCAUGCAAGAACCAUCUGUUCUAUCUUUCAGUGUAGUUGUACUUUAAUAUCUUAGAAGCUAUUGCAUUCUGUCCUUUUUUGGAAUGUUUUAUGCUUUUACAGUCUUAACCAUUGCUUCUUAAUAUCACUUCCGCGGAACAGCUGGUGCAAAGAACAUGUGAUAAGGAAUGGAAAACAAUUGAUGAUGGAAACAGAGAUUUGGAGUUAAUUGCGUUCUUAAAAUAUUAUGAUGUUCUUUCUAAUAAAAUGUACAUUUCACAUAAUUUUCCUCUUUCAGAACUAACCAUGGUUAAUCAUUCUUUAAACCAGGUUUGUUUCCGACAAAAGAAAUGAAAUAAUAAAAACUAAAUUCUAACUGUAGUAAUCAUGUGAUAUUAAAGAUAUUAUUUAUGGGGUUAAAAGCCCUCUUUAUCUUGCUUAGGGGUUUCCAAUAAUCGAAUCAGUGCUGGACUUUUUUUUUUUUUUUUUAGGCAUGGCUGCCCCCUGUUAAUAAUAUAUUUAAUUAACAGCUUUACACAAUGAUCUUAAUAUACUUGAAAUACUUAGAGGACUGCAGUUUAUAAAAUCAAGAGUCUACCUUAUUGCUGUUUUAUUUUUUUUUUUACCAUAACCCUCAGAAGGAAUACAGUUAACAUCACAGUCCUAUAUAUAAAUGUGUGUUUAUGUGUGCCAUCAUAAACAUCACUGCACUAGGUGGCAAUCUUCACUACUAUUCAUUUGUGUAUGUGUAGUCAACCUACGAAAGGAAUCAUUAGAAACAGGGUAGGAAUGUUGAACCUUAGAACCGGAAGUUGCCAGAGAAAAUAUGUGCCCUGGCCAACUCCACAGGACUAGUUCUAGGCAAUCUGAAGGAAACCAGAAAAUGUGAAUUUCUCUUCCCUCAAAAAGCUAUACUGAAGUAGUAUUUAAUAUUCAAGUACUUGUAAAUUUGCAGAACAGUACUUUUUAAUUUGACCCAUGAAUUCUAUUUAAAUUUGUCACUUAAUAUUUAGCCAAGAAGCAAACCAUCUAAAAAGAUUUCUGGUUUAUUUCUCCAACUCCUAAUAAAUAGGGUCACAUAUUUUUUAACUUUUUUCUAAUUUGAAAAGUAAUACAGGCAUAUGGUAUUUUAAAAAUGAAACAACACAAAGGGAUAUGUUUUGAAAAGUGGUUCUUGCCAUCCCUGAACUGUAAUCAUCCCUAACAUAUUCAUACCUGUUUUCAUUUUAAAAGUUGGGUCAGUUUUUUUAUUAGUACAUGUAUUUCUAUCCUACUGAUUUAUUUGCUAUAUCAUCUAAUUUAGUUUGAAUAUUCCAUAAUUUACUUAAUUAGUCCUGUAUGGAGACCUAGCUCUUCUCAGUGUCUACUAUUAUAAACAAUGCUACAGUGAAUAUUGUUGUAUAAAUCCAUACACACCACGUAACAUAUCUUAAGUUCCUGGAAGAGAUAUUGCUAAACCAGAAGAUAACCUGCAUUUAAAAUUUUGACUGCUAGGGUCAGGGUCACAUUUAAAUUAAAUUAGAACAAAGGAAUUGCAUAAUUGUCUUCGAUAGCAAUCUAUUCCAGUGUGCACCGUGAGUCACAAAGGAAAGCAAAACUGUCAAUAACUUUCUUCUCAGACUUUUGGUUUAAUGUGUUCUGAUGGGUUAAUAAUUUGUCUCAUUUCUCUUCAUAAUAAUGACUUUGAGAAUAUUUGUACUGCACUCUUUUUCCAGAAUUAACCACAACUUUUCACAGUAACUGAAUUAAUGCCACAAUGGUACAUUCAACCAGUGGGGCUUCAGGAUGUGAAAUAGACAAUAUUCUGGGCCACUGUUACUACCAAAUACUUUCUUUACCUUUAAGUCUGUAUAUUUUUAUCUGUAAAGUGACAUCCAUAGAUGUCACUGUACACUUCAUAGAAAUGAGUACACAGAAUAAUACUCAUGGCAGGGCUGGGUGUGGUGGCUCAUGCCUGUAAUCCCAGCACUUUGGGAGGCUGAGGCAGGCAGAUCACUUGAACCUGGGAGGCAGAGGUUGCACUGAGCUGAGAUCUCGCCACUGCGCUCCAGCCAGCGUGACAGAGCGAGACCCUGUCUCAAAAAAAAAAAAAAAAGGAAUAAUACUUAUGGCAGCACUGGCCACACUAUAAAAUUCAGGUUCAGAAAAACAGGGUAAGUCACAGACAGCAACGCUUCCAGCAUUUAUUUUCUUUGCACCCAUGGGCAAUUUGAGAAAAUUUACCUUUAGAACGAACUCUGUUAAAGGUACAGACAAUACAGUACUUUUUAUUCAGAAGGUUUCUGCAUAAAGGUGAUAGUCUUUUGACUUAAUAUAUUAUUGUCUCCUGCCUUGUGUUUCUGGAAUGAAUGAAGGUCAUUAUUUAGAGGAUAAUCUGGGUUGUAUUUGUGUCGUCAGAUUGAAUUUUCAUUGCACAUGCUACUUAAUGUCUUUACCAAAUAAUAACAAAGGGAAAGAAAACCAAAUAUAGAUGUAUAAUAAGGAAAAGCUGGCCUAUAGAAAAUACCAAACCAGAUAAUAGUAGCAAAGUUUAAGCCAAUUUUGUUUUUAAAAUGUCAUGUACGUGGAAAAAGGUUUAACUUUAGUUUUCUUUGGGUGGUGGUUAAAAGUUAUAAGUGAUUAAAAGUUUUUUUCUUUUUCUACAAUGAACAUUAUGUGACCUUGCAAUUUAAAAAGCCAACGCCCUUUUAAGAAAGUUAUGUCCAUCAGUAUUCCUCUAACUUCAUUUUCUCUCGUUUCUUCUUCCCUCACUUUUCUAAGUUUUCCUUUAUUAACCCCAUUUUUCUUUAGUUUGUUUGCAUGCUUCCUUGCUUUUCUUUUUUUUUUUCCUGGGUAUGAUAGAGAAUUAGUCCCAUUCUCUAAGUAUGUAAAUCAAGGAGUGAAUUUUCAAGUAGACAAAAAUGAUUUACAGCAUCCUUGCAUUCGCUACCGAUCUCUGCUUUUGUUAGCUCUUGUUUUUAGCUGGGAAAAAGCCAAUUACCGCCAUUUUAACGUUUCAGGUGUUCUUAAUUCAUUUUGAAACGCUGACUGAUGAAAAAAAUAAGGAAUAUCCUCUAUGAAUUAUCCUGAACUGGCUUAUAAUAUAUUGUUUGAAUUCCUGUUAUGAGCUUCUGUUUCUUUAACAAUAUUUUGUAAAGUGUGUUUCACAUAACAGCAGAUAAUCACCAGAAUGGGAGUGAAUGACUUGUGGCAAAUUUUGGAGCCUGUUAAGCAACACAUCCCCUUGCGUAAUCUUGGUGGGAAAACCAUUGCAGUUGAUCUGAGUCUCUGGGUGUGUGAGGCACAGACAGUCAAAAAAAUGAUGGGCAGCGUCAUGAAGCCCCACCUCAGGAACUUAUUUUUUCGUAUCUCAUAUUUAACACAAAUGGAUGUAAAACUGGUAUUUGUUAUGGAAGGGGAACCACCAAAGCUGAAAGCUGAUGUCAUAAGCAAGAGGAAUCAGUCUCGGUAUGGGUCUUCUGGAAAAUCGUGGUCUCAGAAAACAGGGAGAUCACAUUUUAAAUCAGUCUUAAGAGAGUGCCUCCAUAUGCUCGAAUGCUUAGGAAUCCCCUGGGUUCAGGCUGCUGGGGAAGCUGAAGCCAUGUGUGCUUAUCUCAAUGCUGGUGGUCAUGUCGAUGGCUGCCUCACCAAUGAUGGAGAUACUUUCCUUUAUGGGGCCCAGACUGUUUACAGGAAUUUCACUAUGAAUACAAAGGACCCACAUGUUGACUGUUACACAAUGUCAUCUAUCAAGAGUAAACUAGGUUUGGAUAGAGAUGCUCUGGUUGGAUUAGCAAUACUUCUUGGCUGUGAUUAUCUCCCAAAGGGAGUCCCUGGAGUUGGAAAAGAGCAAGCAUUAAAACUUAUACAGAUUUUGAAAGGGCAAAGUUUACUUCAGAGGUUUAAUCGGUGGAAUGAAACAUCUUGUAACUCUAGUCCACAACUGCUAGUCACUAAAAAACUGGCUCAUUGUUCCGUAUGUUCCCAUCCAGGUUCACCUAAGGAUCAUGAACGUAAUGGAUGCAGAUUAUGUAAAAGUGAUAAAUAUUGUGAGCCACAUGACUAUGAAUACUGCUGUCCUUGUGAGUGGCACCGUACAGAACAUGAUAGGCAACUCAGUGAAGUAGAGAACAAUAUUAAGAAGAAAGCUUGCUGUUGUGAGGGAUUCCCAUUCCAUGAGGUUAUUCAAGAAUUCCUUUUAAACAAGGAUAAAUUGGUGAAGGUUAUCAGGUACCAAAGACCUGAUUUGUUAUUGUUUCAGAGAUUUACUCUUGAAAAAAUGGAGUGGCCCAAUCACUAUGCAUGUGAGAAAUUGCUGGUACUUUUGACCCAUUAUGACAUGAUAGAAAGAAAGCUUGGUAGCAGAAACUCUAAUCAACUACAGCCAAUUCGAAUUGUUAAGACUCGAAUCAGAAAUGGAGUUCAUUGUUUUGAAAUAGAAUGGGAAAAGCCUGAACAUUAUGCUAUGGAAGAUAAACAACAUGGAGAAUUUGCUUUAUUAACAAUUGAGGAAGAAUCAUUGUUUGAAGCAGCAUAUCCUGAGAUCGUUGCUGUUUACCAAAAACAAAAGUUAGAAAUUAAAGGGAAGAAACAAAAACGUAUUAAGCCUAAAGAAAACAAUUUGCCAGAACCAGAUGAAGUAAUGAGCUUUCAGUCACACAUGACUUUAAAACCCACAUGUGAAAUCUUUCAUAAGCAGAAUUCCAAGUUAAAUUCGGGGAUUUCCCCUGAUCCUACAUUACCACAGGAAUCUAUUUCUGCCUCAUUGAAUAGCUUGCUUUUACCUAAAAAUACUCCAUGUUUGAAUGCACAAGAACAGUUCAUGUCUUCUCUAAGACCUUUGGCUAUACAGCAAAUUAAAGCUGUCAGUAAGUCUCUAAUUUCAGAAUCUAGUCAACCCAAUACCUCAUCUCAUAAUAUAUCCGUGAUUGCUGAUCUACACUUGAGCACUAUUGACUGGGAAGGUACUUCUUUUAGUAAUUCUCCAGCUAUUCAAAGGAAUACUUUUUCUCAUGAUUUAAAAUCAGAAGUUGAAUCAGAGCUAUCAGCCAUCCCUGAUGGCUUUGAAAAUAUCCCAGAACAACUGUCCUGUGAAUCAGAAAGGUACACUGCAAACAUAAAGAAAGUGUUGGAUGAGGAUUCUGAUGGGAUUAGUCCUGAAGAGCAUCUACUUUCUGGCAUUACUGAUUUAUGUCUUCAGGAUUUGCCUUUAAAGGAACGAAUAUUUACAAAAUUAUCAUAUCCUCAGGAUAAUCUACAACCAGAUGUCAACCUGAAAACUUUGUCCAUACUUAGUGUAAAAGAAUCUUGUAUUGCUAACAGUGGUUCUGAUUGUACAUCACAUCUUUCAAAGGAUCUUCCAGGAAUUCCCUUGCAAAAUGAAUCCAGAGACUCUAAAAUUCUAAAAGGAGACCAGCUGCUUCAAGAAGACUAUAAAGUCAAUACUUCUGUCCCUUAUUCUGUCAGUAACACAGUGGUAAAGACCUGCAAUGUUAGACCACCAAAUACUGCUUUAGAUCAUAGUAGAAAAGUUGAUAUGCAAACCACUCGGAAAAUUUUAAUGAAGAAGAGUGUUUGCCUUGACAGACAUUCCUCUGAUGAACAAAGUGCCCCAGUGUUUGGGAAAGCUAAGUACACAACUCAAAGAAUGAAGCACAGUUCUCAAAAGCAUAAUUCAUCCCAUUUCAAAGAAAGUGGCCAUAACAAGUUGAGUAGCCCUAAGAUACAUAUUAAAGAAACUGAACAGUGUGUCAGAUCUUAUGAAACAGCUGAAAAUGAAGAAAGCUGUUUCCCAGAUUCAACAAAAAGUUCUCUGAGUUCUCUACAAUGUCAUAAGAAAGAAAACAACUCUGGUACUUGUUUGGAUAGCCCUCUUCCUUUACGCCAGAGAUUAAAACUAAGAUUCCAAAGCACUUGAAAUUUAAAACACUUAGGUAUAACUUAACUAUUUUAGUACUAUCAGCAAUAGCAGAGACAGAGGGAAGGUAUCUAGUUCAUGUGUGGUAAAAAUUUUAAUGUUCUCUGUGUCAUGAAACACUUGCCAUUUUAAUCAAAGUUGUAAUUUUUAAAAAGUCACCUAAAACUCUGGUUUUAAAAGAUCCUCUGUAUUGAAAACUUCUGAUAAUGUAUGUCAUUAUGUCCUUACUAUUCCUUAAUUGUAGUUUUAAAAUAUUGGUAUAGUACUUGACAGAGUAAAUACUUCAUCUGAUUGUUCAUUUUUACUUUUUCUUCCACAAGCCUCUAAAGUAUUUAUAUUCCAGCUUGUUCCCAAGAGGAUAAUUCUUUAUACUUCUCUUCAUUCUUUUAAGGCCUUGCAAGGUCUUCCGUUAUAACUCGCUUUCCUAAAAGCUAUUUUCUCCCUCAGUGUGAAGAUACCUUUAGUGUGCUCUUCCACUUUGGAAGGCCAUGCAAGGUGUUCCAUUAUAACUCUUUUUCCUAAGAGUUAUAUUCUCCCUCAGUUUGAAGAUACCUUUAGUGUGCUCUUCCACUUUUGGUGUCUUAGUCUCUUUUGAGGGGCAAAAAUAGAAAAGGAGAGAAGAUGUCAGUAUGUUUAGUAAAAAUCAUGCUCGUAAUGGCUGAAUAAACUGAGCAAAGUAACUCCUUAUGUAUCCCCAGAAGUUCACAGGUAUAUCGGGUGGAAAAAGAUUUGGAAAAUCAAAUGUAUAACCAAAAGGAUUAGAAACUAGCCCAGGAUCACGUAGCUAACUAAUAAUCCUGUGGGAAUCAGUUUUCUUGCCUGCUAAUUUUUUUAUUUUUCUAUUUUUUCCUUCUAUAGCACUUUUCCCCCUUUUGUUUUGAAUCUAUGCAAUAUUGACUUUAAUACCACCAAAUAUUAAGUCAUGCAUUAAUUUAGGUCGCACUCAAAAAUUCUAGAGAGGCAUCCAGAUUGAAAAGGAAAAUGGUGUCUGCAGAUGACAAGAUUGUAUGCAUCAAAAAUUCUAAGAAAUCCACUAGAAAACUAUUAAAACUGAUAAAGCGAGUUCAUCCAGGUCGUAGAAUACAAGACCAAUGUGCAAUGAUCAUUGCAUUUUGUUUUUGUUUGUUUGUUUUUUUUUGAGACAGAGUCUCACUCUUGUCGAGACUGGGGUGUAGUGGCGCCAUCUUGGCUCACUGCAACCUCUGCCUCCCAGGUUCACGCAAUUCACAUGCCUCAGCCACCUGAGUAGCAGGGAUUACAGGUGUGUGCCACCAUGCCUGGCUAAUUUUUAGUAUUUUUAGUAGAGAUGGGAUUUUCCCUUGUUGGUCAGGCUAGUCAUGAACUCCUGGCCUCAAGCGAUCCACCCAUCUUGGCCUCCCAGAGUGCUGGGAUUACAGGUGUGAAUCACCAUACUCAGCCUCAAUUGUAUUUCUGUACACCUCUAAAUAAAUGGAAAUACAUUCCAUGUUCAUGAAUCAGAAGACAUAAGAUGACCAUACUCCCCAAACUGAUCUACAGGUUAAAUGUAAUUCCCAUUAAUUCCAGCUGGUUUCUUUGCUGAUUCUAAAAUUCAUAUGGAAAUUUCAGGAACACAGAAUAUUAGGAAGAAUCUUGAAAGAGUUUGAAUGACCCACCCUUCCUGAUUUUAAGUAUACAGAACUACAGUAAUGAAUGUGUUGUACUGGUAUAAAGGUAGACAUAUAGGUCAAUAUAGAUCAAUGGCAUAGAAUUGAGAAUUCAGAAAAAAAGCCUUCACGUUUAUGGUCAGUUGAUUUUAAACCAGAGUGCCAAGACAAUUCAAUGGGAAAAGGAAACAGUCUUUGAACCAACUGUCUUCUGGAUCUAUUGGAUAUCUAUGUAAAAAAGAGUGACAUUUGAUUCCUACUUCACAUGAUAUUUAAGAAGUAACUUAAGAUGGAUCAAAUACCUAAAUGUAAGCUAAAGCUAUAAAACUCUUAGAAGAAAACAUAGACGUAAAUCUUUGUGACUUUGGAUUAGGCAAGGAUUUCUUAAAUAUACCCAAAGCAUAGGCAACAAAAGAGAAUACACAAACUGGACUUCAUCAAAACUAAAAACUGUUGUUUGAAAUGACACCAUCAAGAAAGUGAAAAGACAGCUUACAGAAUGGGAGAAAAUAUUUGCAAAUCAUAAAUGUGAUAAGGGACUUGUAUCUUGGUGGUAUAUAAAGAACUCGUAACUCAAUUAUAAAAAGACAACUUUGAAAUGGGCAAAAUAGCUCAACAGGCUUUUCUGCAAAGAAGAAAUACAAAUGACCAAGAAGCACAUUUAAAAAUUUUCAGUACUAUUACUCAUCAGGAAAAUGCAAAUCAAAACCACAAGACACCCAAUGUCUACAAUCAAAAAGAUAAUAACUAGUAUUGAUGAGGAUGUGGAGAAAUUGAAAUUCUCAUAACAUGCUGGUAGGAAUGUAAAAUGGGGCAGCCACUUUGGAAAAAGUCUGGUAGUUCUUCAAAUGGUUAAAUGUAGAGUUACGAUAUGAUCCAGCAAUUCCUCUCCCAGGUAUAUACCCAAGAUAAAUGAAAACUUAUAUCCACAUAAAAACCUGUGCACAAAUGUCCAUAGCAGCGUUAUUCAUAAUAGCCUAAAAGUGGAAACAAUCCCAGUUCCAGAAUGAGGAAGGGGAGAAACUAAUGUGUAUUAGCUAUUGUGUGCUAAGCAUUCAACUAGAUUAUUUACAAACCUUGUAUCAUCUCAACUCUUUAAGGACUGUAUUGCAAUGUUUUGAAUAUUCAGAGAGAAAAAAGUCGUUGCUAAAACAUUUUCCAAGGUUCUGCUUAUUCUGAUUUGUUCAGUCGUGGCUGUGAUAGUUCAGGACCAUCUAGACCAGGUAAAUAAAAUAUCUAGAGGCAUUCUUGAGAUUGUAUGAGAUGAAAAUAACAAAAUUAGUUGGGAGUGGCCAGUCUGAGUUCAUUUUGCUAUAUAGCUCAGGAGUCCCCAACCCCUGGGCUAUGGACAGGUACCAGUCCAUCACCUGUCAGGAACCGGCCUGCACAGCAGGUGUUGAGCGGCAUGCAAGCGAGAAUUACCGCCUGAGCUCUGCCUCCUGUCAGAUCAGCGGUGGCAUUAGAGUCUCAUAGGAGCAUGAACCCUAUUGUGAACUACGCAUGCGAGGAUCUAGUUUGUGCACUCCUACUGAGAAUCUAAUGCCUGAUGAUAUAAGGUGGAACAGCUUCAUCCCACAGCCAUCUCCCCCUCAUCAUCCGUGGAAAAACUGUUUUCCACGAAAGUGGUCCUCGGUGCCAGAAAGGUUGGGGACUGCUGAUAUACCUAAUAUAGGCAUAAGUGUAAAAUUAUAGUUCCUCCUCCUCAAGGAUUUCUCUGUUUUCAUUGUCCAGGUUAUACCAAUUCUUUUUAAAGCAUUCCAUGUUCUUGUUCCUUGAUGUGGUCAUGUUAUCACUUGUAAAUCAAAUCUUUUAAGUUGCUGCUUACGUAUUUGCUCAUCACUUCAUUGUCUUGUUGAGGAUGCCUUGCUUCCCUUUGAAAUACUCUGCCAAAGAUCUGCCUCCAGCUGCUAGGAUCCUGUAAUUGGUUUCUUUCUGAUGGCUCCAUGCUAAGGCCCUGCUCUGGCCUAACUGCUUUGGGCUUUGUGUAAUCAAUCUUAAGUCCUUGGCGGUUUUUCUUUUAGAUUUUUUUCCAUAUAAAAUCUCUAUCUGGCCACACAUGGUGGCCGUGCCUGUAAUCCCAGCACGCUGGGAGGCUGAGGCGGGUGGAUUGCUUGAGGCCAGGAGUUCAAGACCAGCCUGGCCAACAUGGUGAAACCCCAUCUCUACUAAAAAUACAAAAAUCAGUGGGGCCUGGUGGCGUGCACCUGUAAUCCCAGCUACUCGGGAAGCUGAGGCAGGAGAAUCGCUUGAACCUGGGAGGCAGAGGUUGCAGUGAGCUGAGAUAGUGCCACUGCACUUCACUCCAGGAUGGGCGAAAAAGUGUCUAAAAAAAAUUAAAAUUUAAAUUAAAAAAAAAUAUACAAUCUCCGUCUUCUAGAUUUUAUAAUGAGGACUCUACUUUUUCCUUUUGGGUAGCAUGGCUUGAGCCAUCUUGUCAGGCAUACCUAGCUUCAGAUUCUUUUCUGCUAACAGAUUUUCUCUGUGACCCUGGAGACAUUUUCUAACUUUUCUGAGACUCAUUUAUUCAAAUGUUUAUGUGACAGGCAUUGUGCUGGGCCCUGGAGAUACAGUGAUCAAUGGCAUCCUAUAAGGUUUUGAUAUCUGUGAAGUCACUGCCACCAUUGACACAUUCUAGGGACUCAGUAAAUUGUAGCUGUGUCCGAUACCAUCAUUUGGAAAGAGCACUAUCAGAUUUUGGAUUCAAACUGAAUGCAGCCAAGCACUGCCUUUUGGUAAAAAUGUGGACACAGUAACACUAGUAGGGGGCAGUGUGAGGGUGGGAGAUGUGUUUUCAGAAGAAGGAAACUCUAGAUUAGCAUCACACAAGGGAUCCUAACGUGGCAUUUGAGCUACUGGAAAAAAAUUGUGCUUGCUUAAAUAUAAUGUGGUAACUAAUAUUCAUCUAAUCACCUACCACAUUUUUGGAGCACCCACUUUGAGCAAGGUUCUUAGGCUUUUCUAUGUACAACAGCCAGCUGGAGGCCCAGUGAGUUUAAAAUUUUUCCAGGUCACCCAACUAGAAAAAGUUAAAGCUGGGACUAGAACUCAGAUCUCCUAAUUCAUGAGUGAAAACAAUUCUCUGUAUUUAUGUUUCCAUACAUCAUUCAGUUCUUGACUCAAAUAUCACCUCAGAGAGUCCUAAUCUUUUUAUCUCCUGACAUUAUAAAUGUUGAGUUCAGGGUUUUUUUUUUCAUUGUUUCCCAAACUAGAAUGCAGACUUGAUGAGGGCAGGGACUAAGUCCUUUCUGUUCACAGAAUUCUAGAACAGUGUUUGACACAGUAACUACUAGAUGCAUGAAUGACAAUUCUCCACAACGCCCCACCCAUGGAGCCUGUACCAGCAGUGGCUGCACUUAACCUUGCGGAAUCUGGCCUUAGUACUUCAGCAUGGCUCACAAGGCUGAGGCAGCCUGGCCCCAACUUGUCUCUUCAGCUUCAUGCAUUCAUAGUCAUGAACCUUGGCUCUAGCCACCUAAGACCAUUUGUUAUUCCCUGCACGGAUGUCUCUGCCUGAAAUGCUUGCUGCUUCCUUAUUGGCUAGAUAAACCUCAUCUAUUAAGGACCAGCUCACAUGUCAUAACUUUAUAAUCCCAAGCAGAAUUAUUUGCUCUAUACGUGUCCCCAAAGAAAUUACCCAUACAUUCAUCAGAGUAUUUAUCACAUUCAUUCAUUCGUUCCACAAAUAUUAGCUGAUGCCUGCCGUGUAGGAGGCACAAUAUUCCUUACUUAAAAAUGCCUCUAUCUCUCCCUCAGAUAAGACUAAGAUCUCUGAGCACAGGAAUCAAGUCUUAUUUCUGUUCACUUCCCCCAGAUGCCUACACAGGGUUUGACUCUUCUGCCUCACCAACUCUUACCCAUCGAGAUUCAGUGUAAACGUGGUCUUCUCUAAGAAAGUCUUCUGUUGCUUCUCUGGAUCGCUGCUAGUCCCCAUAGACUUCUAAAAUAUUAUCUGUCUAUAGUUUUGUGUUGGGUUACAUUUUUUGUUUCCCACACCAGACUAUGAACAUCCUCAGGGCAGAGAAACUAUAUUGUACUUCUGAAUUUAUAGCACCCGGCAGAGGGAUUGGCACAGAAAGUGUCCAGUGAGGCCGGGUGUGGGGGCUCACAUCAGCAGUUUGGGAGGCCGAGAUGGGCAGAUUGCCUGAGGUCAGGAGUUCGAGACCAACCUGGCCAACAUGGUGAAAUCCCAUCUCUACAAAAAAUACAAAAAUUAGCCGGGUGUGGUGAUGGGUACCUGUAAUCCCACCUACUUGGGAGGCUGAGACAAGAGAAUCACUUGAACCCGGGAGGCGGAGGUUGCAGUGAGCUGAGACCGUGCCAUUGCACUCUAGCCUGGGCAAGAAGAGCGAAACUCCAUCUAAACAAAAGAAAAAAGAAAGUGUUCAGUGAAUGGGUGCUGAUUGACUGAUGGUGAUUUCAGUCAGGGUCUUAGUUCUAAAUUUCUCUGUGGAGAGAGACCAAAUCUAACCGGGUGGAUUAGCUUGAUACCUAGUCGCCUUUAGCCACUUCAAGACGCCCUGCCAAGAUGCUUGCUUUCUGAAGGUGAAGAGUCUAAAUCAACUGCUGUUCCUGUUCUGCUGGUAGCACUUAGGGUAAAACAGCUUAAAUAGUAUUACUGAAGGCAGCCUCCUUUCAUCUAUAUAUUAACGUGGCAAUGUUUAUCACCUUCUUAACCAAGCAAAGCUUUUAUCAGGCUCAGCUAACAGCUUGCAUUAGCCUCUUUCAGGAACUUGCCACAUUGCCUAUAAACUGACAUGCUGCAGAGUCAGCCCCAGCAAUAGUCCAAAACAGUGGGACUCUUUUUGAUGAUUUCAAAAUGGAUAGUUUAGUUAGCCCCAGGCCAGAUAAAUUCACUAAGUUGCCUGUUUGGCAAUGGAGGGCAGAGUUAUCAGCAAAGUAGGCUGACCCUUCUGUGGGCAGAAUGAAUAUUUUGCUAAUGUUUAGAAGAAUUCCUUUUGUAAGCAUCAAAGAAGAACUUUAAUAAGGAUUAAGUGUCUGAGCUUCCUUAGCAUUAUUCUAUUCCAAGACCCAAAAAGGAAAAUAACCUCCCCAAAUGGUAAAAACUGCUUGUAUAUUUAGAAUUCUCUGAUCAAAGACCUAAUGAAAAGAUUCUAUAGUGUUUGCGUCAUCAUAAGUUAAAUCUUCAUCUACCACCCAACUGAUACCUGCCUUUCUGUGAGUGAAAUCAGAAACGGCUGUUCUUUAAUAAAUGCUUUCAAUCUGAAAGUCAGAAAGUGAUUUAUGAAACACCCAGGUGAGGGGAGACUACAAGUCCCUUUGCCUUUUAGUUUUCAAGCAAUACUGGUUGCAGUAACUGCUCUGAUGUAAUUAUUGCUAACAUUUACGUUUUUAUUAAACUGAAAAUGCUAACUGUGAAUGCCA